Marchantia polymorpha subsp. ruderalis is the source of this 3417-nucleotide messenger RNA. The record is from the annotation of a GenBank genome assembly. Lineage: Eukaryota; Viridiplantae; Streptophyta; Marchantiopsida; Marchantiales; Marchantiaceae.
GGUCGUGUGUUCUGGCGGGAGAAUGAGCGAAGUUUUCCGAACGAAGAACUGAAUGGUCAUUCGUUUCAUUGGAAUACCGAAGCAGGACAAAAGUAAGACCAUGGAGCUGACUCUGACUACGUAGAAGAAAUUAGGUGAUGCGCGACGGGGAAGUCGGUACUUCGAAAAUCUUUGAGGGCCAGGGAGGCUGGAUGUUUUACAAUCGAUUCGUGCUCGGCAGCGUUUGAAUUCUAGAGCUUGAAAGGGGCAAUUUGACGAGGCUAGGCGAUGAUCAUUGGAUAGUGGGGGGUUCGGAGAGAGGAGCAUGAUGUUACAGGAGAAGUGAACCGUGUCACUUCGGCUAAAUUGUGUUAGAGAGAGACAUUUUUUGGAUUGAGAUAGGGACAUUUAAGUUUGAAGGUAGAGAGAAAGAAGAUGGGGAUCGGAACAGAGGAUCCCAUGGACGUGGACAUGGCAAAUUCGAAGAUGGAGUGGGAUACAGCGGAGGGACUGAAGCUUUCUGCAGCCUUGCAAUGGAAGGGCAAAGCUGGAGGAGCCCUGCCUGUGAAGAAAAUGGGCCCUUGGGUAGAGAAGUAUCGACCCACCAAUCUUUCCGACGUGGCCGCACACAAAGACAUCGUAGAUACGAUUGAUCGGCUUACCGGAGAAAACCGGCUGCCACACCUUCUACUCUACGGGCCACCUGGUACGGGUAAAACUUCAACAAUUCUGGCUGUGGCACGCAAACUUUAUGGAGCUCAGUUCCAAAAUAUGAUUUUGGAACUUAAUGCGUCAGAUGACCGUGGAAUCGACGUUGUGCGGAACCAAAUUCAGGACUUCGCUAGUAUGCAAAGUAUUUCCUUUGGUGCCAAACUCAAUGUCAAGCUGAUCAUACUUGAUGAAGCCGACGCUAUGACGAAGGACGCACAAUUCUCGCUUCGUAGAAUUAUUGAGAAGUACACCAAAAGCACUAGAUUUUGUCUGAUAUGCAACUAUGUGAGCAAGAUCAUACCCGCCCUUCAAUCUCGGUGUACAAGAUUCCGUUUUGCACCUCUUGAACCUAUACAUGUCACUGAACGUCUACGAUUUAUCAUCAAAGAAGAAGGGUUGACCGUAACAGAAGGCGGUGUUAAGGCUGUUGUGAGGCUAGCUGCGGGUGACAUGAGGAAAGCUUUGAAUAUUCUCCAGUCUACCCAGAUGGCAUCACCUCAUGUUACAGAGGAAGCAGUAUAUCAGUGUACAGGGAACCCGAUGCCAAAGGAUGUUCAAGCAAUUUGUCACUGGCUACUAAAUGAAUCUUUCACCACAGCUUAUGAGAAUAUUCAAGAAAUGAAAUCAAAUAAGGGCCUGGCCCUGGUUGAUAUUGUUAAAGAACUUCUCGCAUUUGUAUUUGAAAUCUCAAUGCCACCAGAAACUAGAGCACAGGUUGUUGAAGCUCUUGCUGAUAUUGAAUAUAGGCUCGCCUUCGGGACAAGUGAGAAGUUACAACUUGGAGCUUUAAUUAGCGCCUUCACUCACGCCCGUGUGGCUUUGGUGGCAGUUGCCCAACAAUUCCUGGAUACAGUCCUGGAGAUGAAGUCCUGUGCCUCUAGCAAACCUUACUAUUGACGUUUUGCUUACUACAAAGUCAUCUCCAUGUAUCAAGUGGUAUAUUCCUGAUCGCCCCUUCCUCUAUGUAAGUUUGAAAAGUAAUAAUGUCACAUCCCACGGAGAAGGCCAAGGGUUACACUCUCUGAUGCAGCUUCCAGUGUGCUUGAUCUCUAUUCAAUCACCACAAUCACCAACAAUUCACAGGACGUCCGACAACAAAAUCUGUAAACAGGUCAGCAAACCACCAACGGGAGAAAACUGGCUUCAAACAGCGUGACCAAUAACCAGGAAAUUUCAUGUCAGAUACUUAUGUGAAAUCUGCGACUUGUCUAGCAGUCACCUUGUACCGAUACAUUGCAACUGUCCGCGGUGACUACUCAAGACAUCGAAGUCAUUCAUCCUACACCAUUUUAUACGUGCUUCCCAAGUGUCUAUGAUAUUUAUUUCUAAGCAAAUGCUCUCAGGCUUUGAAGAGUGUUCAUAGACUCAGUAACAACUGUGCUUACCUAAACAUCUGCCCAUCUGAUGUGUACUAGCUGAAAAUGGCCUCGUAAGUUGUUCCAAGUGGAAAGGCAGAUGCGCUAACGUAGAUGUCGAACUAUCACGGGCGAAUGUAGAAAAUUGUUUUAGGUUGAAGUGACAGAUUGAUGUGUCGACGCUCAUUUGAAGGCGGCUCCGACGACUAAACGUUCGCUCUGGAAGGCAAUCUCGGUGACACGGUUCGUUGCACCGUACGUCUAUGAACCUCUAUCGUACAAGGCACAUAAUAUCAUAACUUUGCGGUACCGAGUAAUUCAAGCACUUCAAGGUGGAGAAGAUAAAUCUGUAAGCUGCAUUUUCGGCAGGUGCUCUCUCCAUGGCCAUCGACGCAAACGGACAUCUCAACAGUCUGACGGUCAUCAUCGUGAUUCUGAAGGAAUAUGAAAGCAGUUACUCAAACACGUGAGUCUGUAUUUUUCGUGAAGUUUAGUUGAUUUUACAAUUGUGUUCGUUUGGCGAGGAAUGAUCGUCAAAAGGCGAGAAGAUUGUCUUCGAUUUCCAAGAACAUUCAAUCGGUGAAGCGUUCGUCCAACAUCAGACAAAGAGUAGGGUUUUGAAAGUCACCAGAAGAGAAGCUGCUUAUUGUUUGUAAGCUGCAUUCCAAUCAGUGUGUGUUCCAGUAUUCCGCCCUUUGAAAUUGUGGGACGAUUUUCUUCUGAAAUCAGCAUGGAAGUGACAAUCUGGCAAAGCAACGGGGCUUGAGUUGAAUCUCCUGCUCAGAGGUCCAGAGAGGACAUAACAUCUAGGGGAGUAGGUAGUUGUCAGCAGAGUGAGCAGCCGCAGUGAAUAAGGAGGAUUUCGGGGCCUUUCUUAGAUAAGAAUCUUGAUGAUUUCCUACUGUUUGAAACUGAAACGCACUUUACACCAUGGAUGCUCUCGUUGCUGCAUACGAGUCUGAAGAGGACGACAAACCCCGCACUGAGGUCGAAAAAAAUGGGCACCAGGGACCUUUGCUGGCGGAAAUGAGGGCAAAUUCUGAUCAGAGAGAAGCGAAGCGAAUGAAGAUGAUGCUUCCCUUUGACACAAGAUCUUCUUUUCCGGCAUCAUCUGGCCGUGCCGACAUUACUGCCGCAGGAUUUAUGCCAGUUGCUCCUCUUCCUCCCAUCAGCAGUGGCAUCGUACAGAGAAAUCAGCAGGUCAGGCCCGCAGCUCUUCCUUUCCCGUCUGGCCGAUACGUUUCGAAGAGGGAGCGAGCUGCUGCUGCCGCUUUAGCUGACUCUACUGCGUGUCCCAUUCCGUCUGCAACAGCCCGUCCACCACCUGGUAAAUUUCCUCUCCCUUUUGAAUUCUUCUCACCCUCCUCACAAU